Molecule: messenger RNA, 3098 nt
Organism: Sclerotinia trifoliorum
Lineage: Eukaryota; Fungi; Ascomycota; Leotiomycetes; Helotiales; Sclerotiniaceae
Source: the annotation of a GenBank genome assembly
CUGCAACUCACACAACAAUUUAUAUUAUCUACAUAAACUCUAUAACCAACAACUCACCGAAACUGUACAACCUCGUGUCCUUGUGUUAUAUAUUCUGCCUAUUCAUUCAUUCAUUUAGUCAAACAUGGGCGAUAUCUUUACCAAUCUGAACGCAAUCUUUGAAAUGCGCUGAGAGAAACAUUAUUUAUUUAAACUUGUGCAAUUCUUUCCAUCUAUCCUUAGCCGCCCAUCUUUCAUUCAAUUCAAUCAAACUUUGGGACAAUACUCGAGUUCAUACCAUAAACAUUCAGACGACCCUGGACAAAUUACGUGCUGUUGCAUUGCGGCGCUGCUAGGGAGUCGCAGGGGCAUAAGUAUUCUUAGAAAAAUACCUUUCCCAAAGAAAUGCAGACAACCCCCCAACAAAACAGUCAUGGCCGAUGCGACAGAGACGAGAAAUAGAGUGAGGCAGCGUCGUGCAAGUCGACCCAAAGUGAAGACUGGAUGUAAUACUUGCAAGUAAGUUUCUCAUUUCUAUAUUUACUUUUAUUUAAGCAUUCUGGGGAUCCCGUUUCCUCGUAUUUAGAGUUGAAUUUCCCCGCGUCAUGGGUACCCGCAACGGGCGGUGAUAACAAGCAAAUCAAUCUUUAGCUAAUUCAUCCAUCUUUCUUCCCCCAAAUAGAUUACGAAGAGUCAAAUGCGAUGAAUCGAGACCUCAAUGUACGAAAUGUGUUAGAUCGGGAAGACAAUGCGAUGGUUACCCGGCGUAUAAUCCGAGAAAUAGACAUGGCAGUAACACUCUUCGAAUUGCCCCACGACCGACUCACGCCGGCGCUGGCGUGGAAACAAAACCAAUAUCAUCCAACAACUCCAUAAUAUCUACGACAUCUCCUAGCUCGUCGGCACUUGUUCCUAAGAGGGCACCGCAUAUCAUUAAUGAACCAAAGUUCAUCGGCCAAUUGACGCCUACCACACCAUCAACCACCAAUUCCGUCGAAAUUGAUUUUGACUUAUUUCCACCACCUACUCACGGUCUGGCAUUCGGUCCAAAAGAAGGUCAAUAUUUUCAAGUCUUCCGCACUCAUACCGCCAGCGAAUUAUCCGGUUUCUUCGAUUCGGAAUUCUGGAUGAGAAGUGUCCUCCAAGAAUCGCAUUCUGAAGCAUCCAUACGCCAUGCUGUUAUAGCCCUCGGAGCUCUCUACAAAACAUUAGAAAAAGUCGCUGAAUCACCUCCGAGUUCCCCAUCUUCCUCUAAUCAAAAUAAUUCGAAUGGUGAUUCUGCCCCUACUCAUUGGGGUUUUGCUUGGGACCAGUAUGGAAAAGCCAUUACGCGCAUGCGGCAGAGUAUUGAGAACAAUGAAGUUAGAUCGCAAAGAACGAUUUUGAUAUCUAGUGUUUUGUUUACAUGUUUUCAAUCUUUUGUAGGGGACCAUAAAGCAGCUAUCACACAAGUACAAGUAGGUUUGGGAGUGAUGGAAAAGCAGCGCAGGGAAAGAAAGAAACCUUAUCUUCAGCGCGAAGAUGAUAUUGUGGAAGAAGAGCUAGGGCAGAUGUUUACACGCAUGGCCAUUCAGGCCAAAUCAUACGACAUGGCGUUCCAUUUUCCAGCUCCGCAUGUUAUCCGUCUUUCCACCAAUCCAAGUAUCGCCAAUCCGGUAGCAUCGCAAUCCGGACCGCCAUCUCCUUCAACGACUACUUCAAUGACGAAUCUCGAUUGGAGAUAUCACGUAGCUCACGAUCCAGGUCUAGUGAACCCGCCCAGCCCAUCAGAUAGUUCAACCGGCACGACCGCAUCCAUCGAAGCACCGAUUCCGGAAAGUUUCCCCAAUGUUCACGAAGCGAGAUUAGUGCUCGAUGCUUUGUGCGAGAGAAUUAUGCGAUAUAAUGAGGAGUUGGUGGGUUUUUACACAGUAUCCAACAAUAUCCUUCCCGCGUCCAUAAAGUCCAAUGGUUACGGCUUUGGGCGCUCUCUCGAACAAUGGCAAGAGACUUUCGCUCCACUACUCGCCAAACGUCGCGCAUCUGGUACAUCGAAUACUGAAAGAGCAGGCAUGAUCGUGCUUCAAAUGACAUGCUUAAUGACUCGAAUCCUUACCUUCACAGCCUUUUCCUCAAACGAAAUGGAUUUUGAUCAAUUCAUUCCUAUGUUUGCUGAAAUCAAUGACUUGGCCAAGGAGCUAAUCGUAGACGAGGAAUUAGCAUUAGCGCAAGCGAGAUGUGGAAAAGCUUGUAGACAUGUAAGUUUGAAUGCGGAGAAGGGCAUAAGGACACCAUUUGGUGUUAAGGUUAUGAGUCCUAGUCCUGGUCCUGAUGGUCGACCCUCUUCAUCGCAAGAAACUUAUUCACAUAUUAAACCUUCCUUUGCACUUGAUCUCGGCAUCAUCCCGCCACUUUACGUCGUUGCCACAAAAUGCCGCCACAGAAGAUUAAGAAGAGAAGCUAUCAGUCUCCUAACGUCAAGUCAUAGGAGAGAAGGUAUGUGGGAUUCGAGAUUAUGUGCAGGUGUUGGCAGUUGGAUUAUGGAUGUAGAGGAAGGGACAUUGGAUAGUUAUGUUAGGGGGACAGUAUCGGAAAAGCAGAUGGUGCCGAAUGAGAAGAGGGUUAUGGUUAUGGAGGUUGAGUUUAAUCUUGAGAGGAAGUGGGCGAAGUUGAGAUGUGGGACAAGGGGGGCUAAGAGAGGAGAUUAUGAUCCGAGGCGGAAGGAGGAGCAGUUUAUUUGGUAGUGUGGUCGGGGAAAUGAGGAUUGGAUUGGGAGGAAGGAGUGGAGAGGAAGGAGUGGAGAGGAAGGAGUGGAGAGGAAGGAGUGGAGAGGAAGGAGUGGAGAGGAAGGAUUAGAGAGGAUACGGGGGAAAUUCAAGGAGUUGCGAUUGUAUGAUAGUGUACAUACAUGCUUUCCAAGGCGUCUGGAUUGGAUGGGAUUGAAUCAGAGAUAUCUGAGUCGAUGAACAAAAACAAAACUGAAUGAUCAGAAUAAAAACUUUCUGAUUAACAAAAAUUAUUUGAUAUAGGUACGGGCCUUAGAGGUUCAUUGAUUGCUAGGUAUUGAUUGAUUGAUAGAUAGAUGAAUGGAUGAAUGAAAGGGAUCGCAUAGCAUGGCAUGGCAUGCGAUAAAACGAGAG